Molecule: messenger RNA, 1748 nt
Organism: Zophobas morio
Lineage: Eukaryota; Metazoa; Arthropoda; Insecta; Coleoptera; Tenebrionidae
Gene: mlt
Product: mulet
Exons: 6
Coding region: 252-1694 (480 amino acids)
Biological process (GO): post-chaperonin tubulin folding pathway; microtubule cytoskeleton organization; tubulin complex assembly
Cellular component (GO): cytoplasm
Molecular function (GO): alpha-tubulin binding
Source: RefSeq, a predicted model, not a curated record
UGGAAUCACCUAGCCAGCUGAUCACAACAACAAAACAGUCAGCGCGUAGCCGUGACGUGAUGUGGUUCGUAUGUGGUGGCUCUGCGCUGGAUUUAAUCGACGUUGUCCAUUUUUUUUCAAAUCGAACCGAGUGACUGCGCCCACGUUUAGGGCCAAACGCGACUGAAACAAGUGCCAAUUAGGGAUAUACCUUGCCAAGAAGGAAUGUCAAUUUUCCUAUGUGGAUUUAUCCAGCAGUAAAAAGUUAAAAAAUGCCUUCCCUUCUCGAAGCUCUUGAGCAAAAAUACGGAGAGAGCUCCACCGAAUCCGAAGGCUCUGAAGAUGAAGGCAUCUCUGUGGCCAUUUUCGUGCCUUGUAAGUCUCCAAGAACCAUCGUUCCUUCUCUCUUAGUCCUCAACGACUGCGAUAUCGCGACUGCCGGUGAAAAAGAAGCCUUAGUUGCCAAAUGUGCUUGCGUGGAAGAACUCGACCUCGCCAAAAACAAACUCAACGACUGGCCAGAGGUUUUCGGCAUCCUCCAACAAAUGCCUCGUCUCAAGUUCGUCAAUUUGAGUUUCAAUCAGCUGAACACACCUCUGAAGAACGUGGAAGUCGACAGGAAUUUGCGAUGGCAACAACUCAGGAAUCUUGUCCUAAAUUCCACGUACAUAGACUGGGAGAGCGUCCAGCGAAUGCUCGAUCAUCUGCCGGGUUUAGAAGAACUACACUUGAGUAUGAACGAUUACAAUAACGUGGAUUUAUGUAGCCAGGAGAAGUGCUGUGAAUGCGAGAAGAACGAUAACGAGCACGAAGAAACCAAGUGCUUUUGUCCGGGGACUGUUUACAAAAAGAAGCAGCAGCAUGACGGAAUCAAAAAAUUGCAUUUUAAUGCGAAUCCGGUGGAUAAGUGGAAAGAGGUCUGCAAAUUGGGGUACGCUUUUCCUAGUUUGGAGUCGCUGGUCUUGGCAGAUUGUCCAAUUGAAUCUCUUGAUAUAGAGAUAAACGGUGAUACGGGCUGCAAUAGAAAUUAUGAACGCUCGGAAAGUGAGUGUGAGUCUGGAAAUACAGAGGAAUCGCCGCAUAAUAGCUUCAGAGCACUGAAAUUCUUGAAUCUGAACUCGACUCGGCUAUCAACUUGGGACGAUAUUGAACGCUUGUCAAAAUUUCCAUCUCUUCAGUGUGUCCGUGUACAGGGUUGUCCGCUAUGGGAAAGCAACGAAUAUACAGAACACGAAAGAAGACAACUUCUAAUAGCGCGUCUACCUAACGUAGAAAUUCUUAACGGAGGUGGCGCUAUAGGUAGUGAUGAAAGAGAAGACGCGGAAAGAGCGUUCAUAAGAUACUAUAUGGAAAAACCAGAGAGUGACCGUCCAGAAAGGUAUUUUGAACUGGUAGCUAUCCAUGGUAAGCUGGAUCCUUUGGUAAAUGUUGAUCUCAGACCCGAAAAAAGAGUCAAGGUAACUUUUACUUGUGGUUCAAAUAGUGAGGUUCGGUCGGUAGACGUUUAUAGGACAGUGAUUGAUUUGAAAACAAAACUGGAACCUUUCGCAGGAUUUAGUGCCGCGAAAAUGCGACUGUUCUAUGUUGAUCAGGAAUUAAGAGAUAUGCAGGGUCCAGAGGAAAUGAAGUACCCGCAUAAGCAGCUCUACAGCUACAACAUUCGAUCAGGUGACGAGAUAAUUAUCGACUGUAAGAAAAAAAUAACUGAAAAGUAACUUUAUUCAAAUGCAACAAGUAUAGUAUGUAGACUAAUAUAUUUUCACAAAAUU